This is a messenger RNA of Meleagris gallopavo (turkey), 746 nucleotides long. It is a transcript of the gene EIF4EBP1, whose product is annotated as eukaryotic translation initiation factor 4E binding protein 1. Gene Ontology annotation, cellular component: cytoplasm. Gene Ontology annotation, molecular function: eukaryotic initiation factor 4E binding. NCBI's taxonomy places the organism in Eukaryota, Metazoa, Chordata, Aves, Galliformes, Phasianidae. Gene Ontology annotation, biological process: negative regulation of translational initiation. The record is from RefSeq and is a predicted model, not a curated record.
AUGAGGUGUACAGCAGAUAAGCCAGUGCCUGGCACAGUGCAGACCACGCUCCUGACGUCACGCCCCCUCAUUGGACCACGCCUCUCACUCGACCACGCCCUCAACAGCCUAGGCCACGCCCACGAGCCCGGCGAUUACAGCACCACUCGGGGCACCGUCUUCGGGACCACGCCGGGCGGAACCAGGAUAAUUUAUGAUCGUAAAUUCCUGAUGGAGUGCCGUAAUUCUCCGGUUGCCAAAACACCACCUUCUGACCUUCCGGACAUUCCAGGUGUUACCAGCCCAAUUGUGGAGGAGUUAAAGAUUGAGAACAACCAUGUCCAGAACUACGAUGAGAAAGCGAAUGUAGGUGAAGAAGAGCAGUUUGACAUGGACAUCUAAAGCACGUGCCCUGAGAAUGCUUCUCCAAUGAAGAACCAGGACCUUGUUUGAGGAUUCCCACCAGCCAGGCUUACAGCAGCCCAUGCCUUGAGUGCCUUCCUGUUUCUUGGGAAAGGCAGUUUAUUCCCUUCUGAGAACAGAGUAUAUCCUGUUACAAGGACUGAAUCUCAGCCUCUCUGUGUGGGUGUGAAUACACAGUGCAGUCCCUGCUGAUGAUGGGCCGUGGGGUGCCAGGGGAGACAGUCUCAAUGAUUGUUUUUGUUUCCAGUUUUAUGCUUUUGUUAAUCAUUUUAAUACUGUAAAAGUUACAGAAAUGCAAUAUAAGGGAGAAAUAAAUCAUUUUGACUCUCCUGGUAUGCAAUAAA